Molecule: messenger RNA, 1620 nt
Organism: Epithele typhae
Lineage: Eukaryota; Fungi; Basidiomycota; Agaricomycetes; Polyporales; Epitheliaceae
Exons: 3
Coding region: 1-1620 (539 amino acids)
Source: RefSeq, a predicted model, not a curated record
AUGCGGCGCUGUCUCGACUGUGUCGACAUCCUUCGCAACAUUUGUGAACAGGCCUACGAUGGCGGAUACAACCCCGAGAACAGAGCGGCUGUCGCAGCGCUCAACGCGACUUGCCGCGCCUUCAGCGCCCUCGCGAGCAAGGUCCUGUGGUCGCGCCUCUUCAGUCUCCGGCCGCUCGUGAAGUGUCUCCCGACGGACGUGUGGCAUACAGACGUCCAGAACGUCAUGGAUAGCGGCGCCCUCAUACUCUCCCGUCCUCCAGACCCGCACGACUGGACGCGUUUCCUCGAGCAAGCCGCCCGCGUAACCUCCUUCAAGCGCUUCGGACCCACGGCCGACCUCGACGACGAUACUUAUCGCACCCUCUGCCUAUACCACCCCGGUCCACGCCCGCUGCUUCCCCACUUGGAGGAGCUAGUGUGGGAGGAGUCCGAUGCGGACGUGUUUGAGUACGGCAUCCAAUUCCUCGGGCCCAAGCUCACCUCCAUCCACAUCGGACAGCCCCCGAGCGACACGCUCCUCCUCCCCAUCCUGCGCGCGCUCGACCCGCGCUGCCCCGUCCUCCGACACCUCUCCGUGCAGUGCCGCGCGAGCGUCGGACCCGUCGACCCCGUGGUUUCGCGGGCGAUCGUGCACUUGCACCACCUCGAGACCAUCGACCUCUCCCUCCCGCUGUUCGACGACGCAUUGCUCCAUUUGGCGAGCCUCAAGACGUUGGCUGUGGCGAAGAUCUUCUUGUACCGAGAAACGAAGAUACACGAGCGCCUGCGGGAAGUGCGUUCCCCCUCCUUCCCUGCGCUGUCCGUCCUGCACCUCGGGGUCGUACUCCUCGAGCCGUCGCUGUCCGUGGUGAUCGACGCCAUCACGUCUACCCAACUAUCGGAGGUGGAGCUUUGCGCGGCCCACGACCCCGUUGCUGCACAUCUCCGAAUGUUCCUCGCCGCCCUCGCGCGAAGCCCAAGCCGCGACGCGAUCGCCGCUGUGCGGCUCGUGUUCCCGCUCCCGUCGAGCAUCUCGCUGAUGUGCUCGCUGAGCGCCAUUCCGCCCCUCGACGAUCCCACGCGCAUCCUCACGCUGGACACGUUCACGCCUCUCACCGGGCUUUCCGAGCUCAUCGAACUGGACAUCACGUCGUUUUUCCUCAAACCAGAUGACGCCUUCCUGUCCGCGCUUCCGAGCGUCUGUCCGGACCUGCAAGUCCUGCACUUGGCGCACCCGUACAACGCAGGCCUCCUUCCCACCGCGACGCUCGACGGCGUCUUACGUCUACUGCAACAAUACCCCGAGCUCACCGAGCUCACCCUGGCGUUCGACGCCGCCAGGUCAUAUGCCGCGCUCGCGCUCUCAUCCCACUGGACCUGCCCCUCGCUCCACACGCUCGACGUGCGCGACUCGCCCCUGCUCAACCCCGACGAGCUCGCGGCCGCGCUCUCCGCGCACUGCACCUCCCCGCACCUCGCGCUGCACUCCGCGCGCGCGCACGAGGGCUCCGCCGCGCCCGAGCUCGUCGCGGCCCGCACGCGGCACGCGGCGCUGUGGGACCAGGCGGCGCGCCUGGUGCGUUUGUUCGGGCGGGUGCGCGCGCAGGAGCGCGCGUGGGUGCAGCACGCGGGGCGCUAG